Dalotia coriaria is the source of this 3119-nucleotide messenger RNA. RefSeq names its product monocarboxylate transporter 2-like. Gene Ontology annotation, biological process: transmembrane transport. The transcript is spliced from 8 exons. Gene Ontology annotation, cellular component: membrane. Gene Ontology annotation, molecular function: monocarboxylic acid transmembrane transporter activity. Lineage: Eukaryota; Metazoa; Arthropoda; Insecta; Coleoptera; Staphylinidae. The coding region runs from base 550 to 2688 and encodes 712 amino acids. The record is from RefSeq and is a predicted model, not a curated record.
GCAGCGCGCGCGGUCCUGUAGCCGCACACGUCCGACUGUCGCUCGCCGAGACGCGCGUCGCGAGAGAAUAUCCCAUUCGUGUGCAUCGCCAGCGAGCGCCUUCGGGAAGAGUUACAGGCGCGCGGCGAUGUAAUCACUGCCACCUGAUCGACCAACACAUCGGGACAUCGACGCCGCGUCCAACUCGCGCCAUCCUACAGUGCAGUUUUCGCGGCAUCAUUCACUCACCAACAACUGCUCGUGUUCUUAACUAAUAAAACUAACCUUUAAACUUGCACUUUUGCAAGUACCCGGCGCGAACUGAACCAACCCACACGCACGUAAGGAGACGGAUUUUGGAACUAGUCUCGUACAUUGUACAAAGUGGAAAUUAAUUGUGAACGCUUAAUUAAUUUCAUUAAACCAUCGCUGCAGGAAUUGAAAUUCAAACUGAACUCAGCUCAAAACUGUUACGGUUGAAAUUGCGAUUCUAUUCGAACGUUAAACUCUUAGAACAAUUAAACUAUUUGUGCGUAGAGAAGAUUGACAAACUGUCACCAACGAAGUACGAUGCUGCCGCAUUCGAAGAGCGAUCAUCACAUGCUGGAGCAGCCGAGCUGGUCGAGCCAGUCGGCGAGUCCGUCGCCGCCGCCGCCACUACCACCGCCGGUGGCCGCACGAUGGGCACGCGCCGAGCAACAGAGCGGCGAUAACUGCCCGCACUGUCGAGGUCGUCUUGCGUCGAUUCCCACGCGCACAACCAGUCUAAAUAGCAAUUAUACCGGAUGCAAAGAUAGGGCAGCGACGCCGGUUCUGCGGCCGCCCGACGACGAGGACUCCUUUCCAGUGCUCUGCGACAGGGAGCUGCAUUCGCUGCAUCGGAAUGUGCCGGCGCUGCGGCGCCGCGACGUUGAUACGGCGACCAUAAAACAACAUUACUAUCCCGAAGGCGGUUGGGGAUGGCUGGUUUGUGGAGCGGCGUUCCUUGCGCACUUGCUGACUUCUGGCAUGCAGCUAGCGUUUGGACUGCUCUACUUAUACAUCAUCAAGGACUUGGAGAAGAAGUAUGCGGAAGACAAGGAAUUCUAUACUAUGGCUGCAGCAUGGAUGGGAGCGUUGUGUUUAUGCGUGUCGUUUCUAGCAUCGCCAAUUGUAGUAGCCAUCUGUCGACGAAAGUCAACUCGUUUAACAUCAGUUUUUGGUGGUUUGAUCCUGGCGUUAUCAUGUCUAUUUGCUUCUUUCGCCACUCAAUUUCACCAAGCUGUGCUCAGUUACGGUGUGUUCAUGGGUACCGGCGCAGGGAUUGUGAGAGAAACUUCAGGAAUAAUGUUGGGGCAUUACUUCAAACGACGACGUGAGUUUGUCGAAAUGGUAGCGCAAACUGGCUGUGGAAUUGGUGUGGCGUUAUUCUCCGUUUUAUAUAAGGAAGCUGUCGGCAAAUUAGGAUGGCGUUUAGGUCUUCAAGCUGUCACUGGACUUUUAGUUCUUGCCUUCUUUCUACCUAUUAUCUACCGUUCUGCAAAUCUCUAUCACCCGCAGAGGCGUGCCAUUACUCACUUGAAGAAUCAACGUAAAAAAAUGAAAGAAAAGAAAACACACGUCAAGGACAAAAAACCGCCUAUGUUUGAUUUUUCGCCGCUGAAAAGUCGUGGGCUACGCGUGUUGCUGCUGGCUAGCGGUACCGGUGCCUUAGGCGUGUACGCGCCCAUCUUCUACUUGGCAUUCCAAGGGUUCAAAGAAGGAUUGGAAGAUAGUGCAUUGGUGAUACUGCAAACUUUUUUUGGUUUUGCUUCAGCUCUGGGUUGUGUCGGCUUCGGAAUUCUUAUAAUGCGCCCUACGCGACAAUGCACAAUAUCCAGGCAGUACUUAACUCAGACCGCCAUGCUUGGAACCGGCUUUAGUCUUCUAGCAAUGAGCGCCGUGCAAGGGUAUCAUGGGUACGUGCUCUUUGUAUGGAUGUACGGCGUGUUCCUAGGUGGGUAUACCUACGCGCUGAAAAUGUUCACUCUGGAAAGGAUCAAGGCGCGCCAUUACACCAAAGCUUGGAGCUUUGUGCAGGGCGCCUGUUCACUGCCCGUGCUCAUCGGUAUACCGAUCACUGGUUAUGUGAAUCAGUGCUAUCCAAAGGCUGGCUACUACUAUUGCUUCCUAAUGACGGUGGUGGGCGCAUCGUUGCUGUUCCUAGUGGGCACCAAAAAGGAUCCGACCCAGAACGCGCUCGGCCCCAACCAACACCCGCUCCCGAACAACACAAACAAUUACACGGUAAAUCACAUAAGCGAGUGCAACUGCCACCUGCACACACCCUACACGAACGUCUACAUGCCGUACUAUUACAGGAGUCCGGGGAGGAAUUACGAACCCAUCCACUCUAGUUACAAUGAUUACGAUAGGGGCAGCCUACACCGGCACUCUUUUCGCCAUCGGAGCGUCGAUCGUUUGCCGAAUUACGUGUACUUGCCGAAAAGUAUGAGUUACGCGGCGAAUAUCGAAUGCCCGCUGACCUCCUACGCGAAUUGCCAUCCGCAGGACUACGCGCAUUACUACAACCGCUAUUACCACUCGCAUCCGCACCACCGAACGAGGUACAACUUGCGGCCAAGCAAAAGCGUGCCGGAGGGGCUCGCGCGUAGUGAAUAUUACGGUUCGUAUCGCAGACCCGUUGUGCGAAACGUGCAUCUAAUCGAGCAGAUCACCACCUCGGUGUAAAGGUAACCCGUCACCAGCCCACAACUGAUUCGGGGCGCGAUCGGGCAAUUCAUACUCUCGCAAUAAUUCUAGUCAGUACAUUUGUCGGUGGGAAGGCCUUAAUAGUUCAUUCUCAUUACCCUGCGAUCUAACAACCCUAGGCCGGAGUACACUUUUUGGGGAUCAAAUACUAAACCUUGUCAAUUUUGACUGUAAUCGUAGACGCGCUAGGCGAACGCUGAGGAGGCCGCAAACGAUGGAAUUGUCAACGAAUUAAUUACAAUAUUCACAAACGUAAACAAUGUUUGUCAUAGUUACUUAUGAAUGUAAUUAAGGAGAUGAACACGUUAGAGUUUUUAUUCAAUGUUGAUGAUGAUUAAUAAUAUCUUUGACUUUCUCUCUAUCUCUAUGUGUAAUUCUUGGGACUAAUGAAUAUAUUGCAUUUAGUUACA